Vitrella brassicaformis is the source of this 2322-nucleotide messenger RNA. NCBI's taxonomy places the organism in Eukaryota, Vitrellaceae. The record is from the annotation of a GenBank genome assembly.
CAUCGCGUCAGAAGAAGGGAAGAAGAAGGCGCCUGGGACGUCAACAGAUCAUCACGGCCUGCACCACGUUGUGUGUGGGAUCUUUAUCUUUGGUUGUCUUUCGGUGUCCUUCGCACUACUUCCGGCGCCACGGCUGCUUCGGCUUCAGUGUGUGUAUCCCCUCCUUCUGACCCCUCCCACCACCCCACGCCGGAUGGACCCAGCGGCAGAACCGCCCCCACAUCGACCGCACAAAUGGCCAGCAACCUGUCGCAGGACGGAGGAUCAUACAAGGGCCCUCUCAUGCACCUCUUCCCGCCUCACAGCUGGAAGGAGGCCGCAUCCACCGCCGCUGGGCCUGCCGAGGCGGGUGCGGGUGUCACUGAGCAUGAGGAGGAGGGGCCUCUGCCGGUGGGCGUCGGCCACCCAAGGGAGUUCGCGAGUUAUGUGAACUGCAAGGAGUGGCCAGCGGAGCAGUUUGACCUCGUCAAGACGCUGGCCAAAGCUAUCCACGGCGAUGUGCUGCUGAUGAUGCACAAGCCGUCCAAGGACCUUGUGGUGGUUAAGAAGAUGAAGAACGAGAACGUCGAGAGGAGGGGGCCGCACCAGCUGGAAAACGCCGAAAACGAAAUCGGGUGAGUGAAGUGAGCAACACGACAGACAGGGGACAACAAAGACGGUGCGGCUGAGCACGUGUUUGUGUGUGUGUAUGUGUGUGUCAGUGUGUCGUGUUACUUGACGCGCUACACGACGAGCGAGUUCAUAGUGCGCAUGAUUGAGGUGUUCCGUGACGCCAGCUUCACGUACUUCGUCACCGAGCUUGCAGACAAGGGGGAGCUCUUCAACAUUGUGGUCGAGAGCAAGAUGCUCGACGAGGGCCGCACCAAGUACUACAUGGCUCAGGUGAGUCAGUCUGCCAGCCAGCCAGCCAGCCAGCCAGCCAAAUCGGACGGCAAACAUGCCUGCCUGCCUGCUUGAUUUCUUUGGUCUCUUCUGCUCUGUGGUUAGGUGUUGCGCGCGGUCAAGACGUUGCAUGACAACGGCAUCGUCCACCGCGACAUAUCGCUGGAGAACACCCUGCUGCACAGCGACGACACUGUCCGGCUGGUGGACUUCGGACAGGCCGUGCCGCUGUUUGACAGCAAAAGCGAAAAGCGCAAAGACAAACUCCUCACCGGUGUGUCAGUGAAGAUCAGCAGCACACCUUCGAGAAUCACAUGUGUGGUUCGUGGUGCCAUGGCUGUCAGGUCGUGCGGGCAAGUCCUACUACCGUGCGCCUGAGAUGUAUUCGGUAGCGUACCGCGGGCGGCCUGUGGACAUCUUCGCGUGUGGGGUCAUGAUGUUCAUCAUGGCGCUGGGCACACCGCCAUGGCAGCAGGCGACACUCAACGACGACCGAUUCGCUUUUAUACAAAAGUCAGCACAGAGAGACAGAGAGGGAUGUGGCGUGUACCGUACCCGUGUGUGACUUGUGCUAUCAGGUAUUCGAUGAAGCCUUUGCUCGAGAAGUGGAACCGGCUGCACCUCAUCUCUCCCCAGCUGCUGGACCUCAUGGGUCGCAUGCUGCGAGUCGACCCCGCCACGCGCAUCACCCUGCCAGAGGUCUUCAGCCACCCAUGGUUCAACGACCCCAACCUCGCACACCCUCCAUGGACACCCGGGCCGCCCCAAGCCAGCAGCUUCUUCACCGACAUCCCCCCAUACGCCCCCCCUCCCCCACCACCCCUCCCACCAGACGCAGCCCCGCCACCGCCCCAACCCCCGCCGCAGCGCAAGAACCUCUUCCCGCACUCUCGACGCGCCCAGCAGCUCUUCGGCGAGUCGUCCUCGUCUGCAUCAUCACACCAUGCACACAGGCCGCCGAUGGGCACCGGCAGGGCAGGGCCGUACGGCUAUGGGCCCGCCUUUGGGCAGAGCAUUGGCCACACCAUCCAGAUGGGGAGCAGAGACCGGUUUGAGGCCACUGGCGAGACGGACGCUAUCAUGGGGGACAUGCACCAGUCCAUGGGGGGGCACCACAUGGGCCACCCCGGGCACUCGAUGAUGCACCACCAGGCACAUCGGCCGGUCGGGCGGAUGCCGGCGGCAAUGGAGACGGACGAGGGGCAGGGCGGCGCGGGGCAGGAGAGGGAGAGGAGCGGCCCCACUCCCAUGGAGAGAUGACAUGAGAUGGAUGCACAGAGGCAGUGAAGAGGUAGACAGACACGAGACGAGACGAGAGCUCAGUUUUUCGUUAGUCGGACAGACAGUCGGGUGGUGGAUCGAUAUCGACGAGCGCCUGCCUAAGUGGGUGCAGUGAGUCAGUGACGAGUUUGAGGGCGUGUGUGCGUGGGAGCGUGGUGC